CGGUGGCGGCCAUUUUGACUGUGGGCAGCCAGGGGACGCCGCGCCUGCGCAAUGGUUCUCCUCUGACUGCUGUGGCGUCGGUGUCCCAGAGCCCCGGGGCUGGUGGUGGUCCACGGUGGCAGAGAUGACCCAAGCCGAGAAGGGGGACGCGGAGAACGGGAAGGAGAAGGGCGGGGAGAAGGAGAAGGAGCAGCGCGGCGUGAAGCGGCCCAUCGUACCCGCGUUGGUCCCCGAGUCGCUGCAGGAGCAAAUCCAGAGCAACUUCAUUGUUGUCAUACACCCAGGUUCAACAACUCUAAGACUUGGCCGAGCCACAGAUACACUUCCGGUCAGUGUUCCUCACGUCAUUGCACGAAGACACAAACAACAAGGGCAGCCCCUGUACAAGGACAACUGGCUCCUAAGGGAAGGACUAAAUAAACCUGAAAGUAAUGAACAAAGACAAAAUGGCCUUAAAAUGGUGGACCAGGCAAUAUGGUCUAAAAAGAUGUCAAACGGUACAAGGCGGAUCCCUGUGUCACCAGAACAGACACGCUCCUACAACAAGCAGAUGCGACCUGCCAUUCUAGAUCACUGUUCUGGAAACAAAUGGACAAACACAUCUCAGCAGCCUGAGUAUUUGGUAGGAGAAGAGGCCUUGUAUGUUAACCCCCUGGACUGUUACAACAUUCACUGGCCUAUCAGAAGGGGUCAGCUGAACAUCCACCCAGGCCCCGGAGGCUCCCUCACAGCUGUUCUGGCAGACAUUGAAGUGAUCUGGUCUCAUGCAAUACAAAAGUAUUUGGAAAUCCCACUGAAAGAUUUAAAGUAUUACAGGUGCAUCUUGUUAAUUCCAGAUAUCUAUAACAAGCAGCAUGUGAAAGAGCUGGUCCAUAUGAUACUGAUGAAGAUGGGCUUCGCAGGGAUUGUGGUCCAUCAGGAGUCUGUGUGCGCUACGUUUGGGAGCGGCUUGAGCAGCACCUGUGUUGUAGAUGUUGGGGACCAGAAAACAAGUGUGUGCUGUGUAGAGGAUGGGGUGUCUCAUCGGAACACACGGCUUUGUCUGGCCUAUGGGGGCUCUGACGUGUCGAGGUGUUUUUACUGGCUCAUGCAGCGAGCGGGAUUCCCUUACAGAGAGUGUCAGCUGACAAAUAAAAUGGAUUGCCUCCUCUUGCAGCACCUUAAAGAAACCUUUUGUCAUUUAGAUCAGGAUAUCUCCGGACUUCAGGACCAUGAGUUUCAGAUUCGGCAUCCGGAUUCCCCUGCCCUGCUUUACCAGUUUCGAUUAGGAGAUGAAAAGCUCCAGGCUCCAAUGGCGCUUUUUUACCCAGCAACCUUUGGGAUCGUGGGACAGAAGAUGACCACUCUGCAGCACAGGUCCCAGGGAGACCCUGAGGAUCCCCAUGAUGAGCACUACCUGCUGGCCACCCAGAGCAAGCAAGAACAGUCUGCAAAAGCCACUGCUGACCGCAAGUCUGCAUCCAAACCCAUUGGAUUUGAAGGGGAUCUGCGUGGCCAGUCCUCUGAUCUUCCAGAAAGACUCCAUUCCCAGGAGGUGGACCUGGCUUCUUCUCAGGGAGACUGUUUGAUGGCGGGCAAUGAGUCCGAGGAAGCCCUCACUGCACUGAUGUCCAGGAAAACUGCAAUCUCGCUGUUUGAGGGGAAAGCCUUGGGCCUUGAUAAGGCCAUCCUGCACAGCGUAGACUGUUGCUCAUCUGAUGAUACCAAAAAGAAGAUGUAUAGCUCUAUCCUGGUUGUGGGAGGCGGUUUGAUGUUUCAUAAGGCUCAAGAGUUUCUCCAGCACAGAAUUCUCAACAAAAUGCCGCCUUCAUUCAGGCGAAUUAUUGAAAACGUGGAUGUGAUCACAAGGCCCAAGGACAUGGACCCCCGGCUGAUCGCAUGGAAAGGAGGUGCAGUACUGGCGUGUUUGGACACCACUCAGGAACUGUGGAUUUAUCAGCGAGAGUGGCAACGCUUUGGUGUCCGAAUGUUACGGGAACGAGCUGCCUUUGUGUGGUGAAAACCACAACCGAGUCUCAGGACAUAAAAGACUUAAAGAGUUCGGGCUUACCCUGUCCCUGAUGGGAAACCUUGCUGUCCAGCCUUCCAUCCUGAUGAACGUGUCAUGUAGCCCUGAGGGGUGACCACUGGAACCAGCUGUGGCAUCUUCUCUUUUUUUCUAGCAAUAGUUAGGAGCUAAAGCGGUCAGGCUGGGUUCUGUGUACAUCACACAAGGUCCUCUUGGAGUUAAGCACUGUCUUUGUAACACAUACACACGUCAGGGAGCAGGAGGUCAGGGAGCACUCCUGGGGGCCACAGCACAAGGCAGGCAGGGUAGGUAGAGCAGAAUUGUUUAGCUGGCUGUUAGGCAUCUGCUCCUACCGUGUCUGUCACCAGGCUUGUCCUGGGGAGGACUGGGAGGCAGGUAACAGUGGGUCAGAUGAGCCGCGGGAUCACCAUGGACUGUAGCAGUCUCGGGUGCACAGCCCUGCUGGCGCUGUAAGAGUAACCAGCUAAAGCAGCUUCGAGCAAGCGGGGCAUACUAUUUGGAGAUGUACUUCCUCAUUUGAAAAUUACCUGCUUUUUAUGUUUUGGAUCAAAUGUAUAGGAUAUGCUUUUAUGUUUCUGGGCUGAUUGGACAGUUGACACUCAUCCCUGCGCUCCCCGAAGCACAGUGCGCCUGUUGUGACCAUUCCGCACAUGAAGGUCACUUACAGUGGUAGGUGUUGAUGUGGAGGAAGUUGGUUUGUGGUCCAAGUUUUGGCACAAGCUAUAUCCAUCUGUUAGCAGCACUUUUACAAGCUUCUGGCAACUGUCUUCCCAAAUAGCCGAGCCUUGCCACGCCUGCACUGCCUCUGACAUCAUACACUGGAUGUGACGCUCGUGUGCCACGCCUGCACUGCCUCCACCUUAUCAGAGUAUUUGCUGAUGAAGUUGGCUGCAGGGUUUUUAUUUUAUUUGUAAGACUUGUGCUAGAGUGAAUGAAUCCCUUUUACAUUGGCUCUUUAGCACACUUUUUGUAUUGCUGUGGAUUGAAACCAGGACCUUGUACAUGAUGUACAAAUGCUCGAACAUGACCUUUUUUUUUUUUGAAACAGAGUCUUUCCCCAGAACCCACGGCUCUGUUUGCUUCCUUCCAGUGCACUGCAACUUAAAAUGUGUGCCCCAGGGAACUGGAGAGGCAGCUCAGUGAGGAAGGCCACUCGCUGCUCUUCUGGAAGAUCUGGGGUUCAGGUCCCAGCGCAGGUCAGGCCGCUCCCAACCAUCUGUAGCUCCAGCCCUAAGGCAUCUGAGGCCUUUGGCCUCUUGUGAGUCAUACUUCUGAGUGGAUAGAUACUCUUGUGAGUGGAUACUCACAUGCACAUACCCAUUGCAGAUACACACACACACCCCUAAGACAUAAUUAAAAAUACAUAGUUUUUAAAAGUGUUUGCUACUUACCGGAUCAAUUACAAACUUGCUUUUGUUUUGUUUUUUGUUUUUUAAACAAGGUUUCUCAGUUAUGUAGCCCUGGCUGUCCUGGAACUUACUGUGUAGACCAGGCUGGCCUCGAACUCAAGAGAUUUGCCUGCUUCUGCCUCGGAGCCCUAGGAUUAAAGGGGUGUCCAACAUGCCAGACCUUCAGGUACAGAUAUCAAAGCAGUCAACUACCUGAAACAGGGUCCCAUUUCAAAAUAGAUUGAUCGUGCGUUAUGAAGCCAUACUAGACAAAUACUUAUGAUAAUAUACAUUGCUGUAGUUUCUACAUUAAGAAAAAGCUGCUUUGAGAACGUAAGGAGCUAGAAGAUUCAAGACCUAGCAAGGCUGUAUACUGUUCCUGCUUGUUCUGGUUGGGGGUUUAUUUUAGAUUUAAAUUAAGAUUUAUUUACAUUGGGGUAUAGCUAGAUAGCGAAUCAGUUAAGAGCAUUUGUUCUUGCAGGAGACUGGGAUUGGAUUCCCAGAGUCCACAUGGUGGCUCACAUCUGUUCCUAAUUCCAGUUCCAGGGCAUCCGGCACCCUCGCCUGACCUCAGGCACCAAGCACAUGUGGUACACAGACAUACAUGCAAGCAAAGUCCUGCUGUAUAUAAAAUGUCUUUGUAAAAUGCAUGGAGAGUGGCCUGGGAAGCCAGAGAGGGUUAUCAGAUCCCUUUGACACUGGAGUUAAGGUGGCUAUAAACAGCUAUGUGGUUGCUGGAAACCGAACCAAGUCCUCUGGAAGAGCAGCCAGCGCUCUAAGCCUCGGAGCCACCUCUCCAGUUCUUGGUGGGUUUUUAUUUACGCAA
This is a messenger RNA of Mus musculus (house mouse), 4243 nucleotides long. RefSeq names its product ARP8 actin-related protein 8 (gene Actr8). The record is from RefSeq and is a predicted model, not a curated record. Gene Ontology annotation, biological process: regulation of chromosome organization; regulation of cell cycle; positive regulation of DNA-templated transcription. The transcript is spliced from 14 exons. Gene Ontology annotation, cellular component: nucleoplasm; Ino80 complex; chromosome. Bases 125 to 1999 code for a protein of 624 amino acids. Lineage: Eukaryota; Metazoa; Chordata; Mammalia; Rodentia; Muridae.